Paramecium octaurelia is the source of this 2033-nucleotide messenger RNA. The record is from the annotation of a GenBank genome assembly. NCBI's taxonomy places the organism in Eukaryota, Ciliophora, Oligohymenophorea, Peniculida, Parameciidae.
AUGAAAUAAAGACCUACAACUGCCAAAGUUCCAGUAACCAUAGAUACCAAGGAUAUCCAUCAACUAUAUGAGCUUGAUAGUAAUUCACUUUGUCUCCAACUAGGUCGUUAAUAUUAAUUAAUUGGUAGUAAUCUAUCGCAUUUCAUCAUUUUGAACGAAUUGGGCAAGGGUUCCUUUGGCGUUGUCUAUAAGGUCAAGUCCACCUAUGAUGGCCUCAUCUACGUCCUAAAGAAGAUCAACCUCACUCAUCUCAAGCCAAAAUAACAAGGUAUUACUAUUUCAGAUUUCUAAGCCGAAGCGCUGAAGGAAGCAUAACUUCUACGUACUCUCAAACAUCCAAAUAUCAUAAGCUAUUAUGUGAGUUUCAUUGAAUAGGACAAUCUUUGCAUAGUAAUGGAAUAUGCUGAAGGAGGAGAUCUCUAGAAAGUACAUAACACUCUAAAAUAGUUACUCAAAGAUUACAAGGAAAAAAGAAAAUGCUUGAAAGAACCUACUAUUUGGGAAAUGAGUAGAGAAUUGACUCAAGCCAUAUAACAUUUGCAUGAAAGCAAUAUCAUUCAUAGGGACAUUAAGACUCUUAAUGUGUUCCUUACCAAAGACAAGCAUGUUAAAUUGGGUGAUUUGGGAGUUUCUAAAAUAUUCAAUUCUGAAACUGCCUUAGAUGGUACACGUGUUGGCACUCCUCUAUAUCUUGCCCCAGAGCUGGUCCAACAUCAACCUUAUGACUACAAAGUGGACAUUUGGGCCCUGGGUUGUAUUGUCUUUUAGUUGGCUACUCUGGAACCACCAUUUUAAGGUGAAAAUCUAAUCACUUUGGGGUAUAGCAUCGUCAACCAUUCACCCAAACCUUUGCCAUCACAAUAUUCGAUUUGUAAAUUUCUUAAACAUACUUUAAGAAUUAUCCUAAUUCAUUUCUAAAUUAUUAGAGAAAAUUCCAGCAUUAAGACCUAGUAUAUAAUAAAUUAAUAGUCAAUACUUUGAAAAGAAAUGCUCCGAAUCAAAAACCUCAUAGUAUUAAAUAUAAAUAAAAAAGCCAAAUUGAAGAUCGUACUUCAUCUAAUCCAAAUCAAAAUUAGCAUCAUUAUCAGAGACCUUAAACAGGCAAUCUUAACAAAUAACUUGCUCCAUCUAUAGAAAUUGAUAAAGUCAAUAAAAUUAAAUAAUCAAUUUUAUUAGUUGAAGGCAACUUGGAUCAUAUUCUAAAUGGUGAGUCGAAUUCAAAAGUUUAUAAAUAGAUUGAAGCUGAUAAAAUUAUAAAAGCAUAGCAAUAUUAAUAGAUGAUGAGAGAGUAAUCAGAAAAACUGGAAAAAGAGAAAUUGGAAAAAGAAAGAUUAGAUAAGUAAAGAGAGGAGAGAAUGGAAAACGAGAAAUAACUCAGAUUGGAAAAACAACUAUCCUCUUAACAAAAAGAGAAGUCAAAUAGAUUAGAUAGGUUAAUCUAAUAGAAUUAAAUUCAACUUGAUUCUAAUCACAAUGAAUACCAAUUACAAAAACCAAUAUAAAAAAUACAAAAUAAUAAAGUCAAUCUUUACAUUGAAGAUUUUGAUAAUAAGUAAUCUUGUGAUGAUUAAAAGAGUGCAUUCUCAGCAGAAAAACAUCUUUAAAUUAAAUUCAAAUACCAAAAGCCCAUCAAUACAUAUCAAUCUAAUAUUUAAAUUAGACCCUUAUCUGCAUAAGCAAGAAGUUCCUUUGUUAAUAUUUCUUCCAAAUCAAAAUUAAUUCCAGUCUUGCAUCACAAUUAAUCAGCCCAAGAAACUAAGAAGUUUACAGUACUAGAUUUGAAUCCAGAUUUGAAUGAACAUUCCUUUCAUCAAGAAAUACCUAAAUCCUAACCAUCCUUAAUUAUAUAACCUGAUACAAACGAAUACUAACACAUCAAUAAUAAAGAGAUUUCACUCAAUAAAGCAAAAGAGAAUAUACGUAUCAAAAGUGUAUUUACUUUACAAAAAACAAAUAAACCAUUUUAAAAUAAAUCCUAAGAACAGACUAAUAAAAUUAUAAAGCAUUACACCUUAAAAGAUUUGGAAGAGUGA